UCCAUUUUGUUCAAUCUCCUCUCGUCUCCUCUCCUCCCUGUUUUCCAGCGAUGAUGCAGACUGUACCCUCUUCAUCUCGGCUUAAACUGGAUGUCUCAAUCAUUCUUCAUCAGCUCUUCGCUGACGGGCUCUUCUCCAGAUUCACCUGAAUUAAACCGGAUAAGGACCUCAGAUGUUAUGAAGACCCAUGCUCCAAAUUAGACAUGACAUUCAACAUCCACAUUUCUGACAUACUGAAAAUAGGCUCCUGCUCUGCCAGUAGGACAGCUUGAUGGGCAGACAGACUUUUUGAUGCUUGACGAUGAUGAUGAUUUAUUUUAAGUGCUCUUGAGGCUGCCACAAACUCAGAGCUGAUUUCAUAAUGUGUGAGCGAGAAGAGCCCUUUGGUGUGGGGGAGUUAAGGAAUAACAACCAGCAGGGUGGCAUGCUGGCUGAUGGCGACGCCAAUGCCAAUGACAUUCGGACAGAAGAUGGUGGGAGAACUGGGGAUACUGGCUGUCUGUCAGGAUUGAUAACUGUAACAGCAGAGCAAGACAAAGUCAUCAUCUGGGGCACAGACUCUCAGUGUGAUGACCCUGAGCUGGCUGAAUUUGAGAUGUUAGAGUGUCAGGAGUUGGAGGCUUAUCUUGUUGAGGAGGAAGAGGACUUUGUUGGGCUUGCAGAGCGGAAGGAGCUUCAAGAACAGCCGUCAUCAUGCAGAAAAUCCACAGCAGAAGAGGCGAUAGAUUAUAAGGGCAGGGAAGAAAGGAAGUCAAUUCUGAACGGUGCCAGUGAGCAAGAAUCCAAUGGCUCUCAUGUCUCUGAGAGCAGAGAAGCUUCCAAGACUGACUUAAGCUCUGAAACUGAUGUCUUUGUAUCCUGUCUGUCCACCAUUUCAAGCAUGGCCACUGCCAUGGACACUGUUGGCAAGAACCAGGUGACAGACUCCUGGCAUAUUGCCUCUGGUCCUCAUUCAACCAUCUCAGAGGACCUAACUUCCCAGAUUUGCACCACUAUCUCUGAGAGAGGCAAGGCCUCUCAAAUAGUUGAUGAUUCUUCUCUUUCUGCUAGAAAAAGCACAAUAACCCAGAAAGAUGUAGAUAUGAAUUUGAAUUCAGCAGUUCAGUCAGAUGAUGCUGUAUCACAGGCACAUGAUGUCAGUGGCAAACCCGGGACAAAUAAUAACCAUAGAAAUAAAGCAAAGGGUAGUGUUUUGGAGGUAAAUUGUACUGAGAACAAGGCUUUAACCUCUCUGACAAAAUGUCAAAAAGAAAGCAACGCUAAAAUAGAUAAAAGCACACAAGCGGAUGAGACCCCUGAUGUGAACUACAGGGCUCUCAGAACAGGUACAAAGGGGACUCAGUCAUGUGUUGAACCUAAAGCCAUAAAGAAACAAGACUCAUUUGAUAACACACUGAAGAAACAAAGCUCUUUUGAUAAGAGUCUGAAAAAGCAGCCUUCAUUUGAGAAUUCUUUAAAGAAGCAGCUCUCUUUUGAUAACACCUUAAAAAAGCAGGGCUCCUUUGAGAACACCACCACUCCCAGCUCUUCAAGUCUGGAAAGGAGGAAGCCAUGGGGAAGCCCCAGUCGACCAGCAACUCCUACAUCCCCUAAAACCACCUCCUCUUCGUCACCUAAGAGACGACCUAGUGGUUCUCCAGCUAAGGUCCAGGGCAUCAGGGCACCGAGCCUGGAGCGCAGUGACUCCUCUCAAAGAGGAAUAAGUCAAACUAUCAAACCACAUGCUAAGACGAGUUUGAGCAGUGGAAUCCCCAAACCUAUCAUGCCUCAACAGAAGGAGUCCGAACCCAGGAGAUCUUCGCCCCCUCAGAAGCCCAAAAACGUGCGGCCAAAAAUCAUCACGUAUGUUCGAAAGAAUACUCAAGCAAAACCACCACUCACCGAUGCACUAAAUGAAGCCUCCACACACACAUCAAGAUUACCCUCUUACUCCAACCCACCAGCUCUCAAAGAUCCAAAGGUUGCUUCUCAAACUAAAUCCACACCAGUGCUCUGUUCCUCAAACCUGCUAUUUGACAAAUAUCGACAGGAGAUGCAGAAGACAGGAUACUAUCCUCCAGGUGUCGCUGUGACUGGAGUAAAACCUCCAAGCAGCACUAUCCCUCAAAGGAGUGGAAAGUCAGACAACUUCCAGGAGGCAUCAGAGAAAUAUCUUCAAGAGCAGCAUGUUUCCCCUGAAGGAGGUAGUGUCUACCGCUCGCCAAGAACCCUGAGGCCUCAGCUUGGGCUAGGUGCAGUCACCAGGCAGCCUGCAGCCAAGCCAAGAGUUCAGCAGGCAGGUCAAAGGUCAGGUCCCUCACACUAUCUGGCUGCCAAAGUGUCCACUCCAGGCCAACAAGAUCUGGCAGGAGAGCCCAGGAGGGCAGGUCCAGAAACCACCCCAAAAAGCCUCCUGCUCAAAUCAGGCCAGUCUGGCCUUCGUCCUCCAGGCUUCUCUGCCCUUCCAGCUGCCCGUCUGGCUUCUCUAGGAUUUGUCCGGAGCUCCAGUGUCUCAUCUGUAUCCAGCAACCAGUCUAAUGAAAGCACCCACAGUGACCCAGGCCGAGGUUCUCAGUAUCCCAGCAGUGGCAGCGAUGACACACCUCAACAUAAAGCCACAGCACCAUACAGAGAAGCCUCCCCUGCUCAUAGCUGCCCUCACCCUCCUAAUGCCCCCAGCCUCCAGCGGCGCAAUCUGCCACCACGGCACUGCUCCCCACUAGUGACUAGGAGAGAUUUACAGAAGGACGCAGAGGCUGAGCUGUCACCAAAGUCCUCCCCUAAAAGACUUGCAGUGGUUUCUCCCAAGCCACAAUCCCCUGUUCGUGGUCGGACAACAGCAGUUCAUGGAGCCAUUCAGACCGAAAAGGCACAGGAGGUGGAUCGCGCUCAUAUCCAGCAGCUGCGGGAGCGAUGUGAGCGGCAGGCCCUGCAGCUACAGACUCUGCAGGCUCAGUUAAAGAAAGCCUCGCUGUGCCUGGAUGUUUUCAGCAUCACUGCCCAGCACUUCUGUCACAAGGACUACGUGUGUAUGACACAUGUGAUUUUAAUGCUGUGA
Molecule: messenger RNA, 3037 nt
Organism: Pundamilia nyererei
Lineage: Eukaryota; Metazoa; Chordata; Actinopteri; Cichliformes; Cichlidae
Gene: mtus2b
Product: microtubule associated tumor suppressor candidate 2b
Exons: 8
Coding region: 362-3037 (891 amino acids)
Cellular component (GO): nucleus; cytoplasm
Molecular function (GO): microtubule binding
Source: RefSeq, a predicted model, not a curated record